Messenger RNA from Gekko japonicus, 3177 nucleotides. It is a transcript of the gene CBL, whose product is annotated as Cbl proto-oncogene, E3 ubiquitin protein ligase. The coding region runs from base 1 to 2607 and encodes 868 amino acids. NCBI's taxonomy places the organism in Eukaryota, Metazoa, Chordata, Lepidosauria, Squamata, Gekkonidae. The transcript has 17 exons. The record is from RefSeq and is a predicted model, not a curated record. Gene Ontology annotation, molecular function: ubiquitin protein ligase activity; SH3 domain binding; calcium ion binding. Gene Ontology annotation, biological process: cell surface receptor signaling pathway; negative regulation of epidermal growth factor-activated receptor activity. Gene Ontology annotation, cellular component: plasma membrane; membrane raft.
AUGCCGGACGCACAGAAGGCUUGCGUCGUACGUUUGUGUCAGAGCCCCAAGCUGGCACUAAAGAACAGUCCGCCCUAUAUUCUAGACCUGCUCCCUGACACAUAUCAGCACCUGCGAACCAUCUUGUCACGCUACGAGGGGAAGAUGGAAACUUUAGGAGAGAAUGAAUACUUCAGGGUGUUCAUGGAAAACUUGAUGAAGAAGACGAAGCAGACCAUCAGCCUCUUUAAAGAAUGGAAAGAGAGAAUGUACGAAGAGAAUUCCCAGCCUAGGCGCAACCUUACAAAGCUGUCCCUGAUCUUCAGCCACAUGCUAGCAGAACUGAAAGGCAUUUUCCCGAGUGGGCUCUUCCAGGGUGACACAUUCCGGAUCACAAAGGCUGAUGCGGCGGAGUUCUGGAGGAAAGCUUUUGGGGAAAAAACCAUUGUCCCCUGGAAGAUGUUCCGCCAGGCCCUCCACGAAGUGCACCCUAUAAGUUCAGGCCUUGAGGCGAUGGCGCUAAAAUCAACGAUUGACUUGACGUGCAAUGAUUACAUUUCUGUGUUUGAAUUUGAUAUCUUUACGCGACUGUUCCAGCCCUGGUCCUCUUUGCUCAGGAACUGGAACAGCCUGGCAGUGACUCACCCGGGCUACAUGGCAUUCUUGACGUACGAUGAGGUCAAAGCGCGGCUUCAGAAGUUCAUUCACAAACCUGGCAGUUACAUUUUCCGGCUGAGCUGUACACGGCUGGGUCAGUGGGCGAUCGGUUACGUCACUGCCGAUGGAAACAUCCUUCAGACAAUCCCCCACAACAAACCCCUCUUUCAAGCACUGAUUGACGGCUUCAGGGAAGGCUUCUACUUAUAUCCUGAUGGGCGAAAUCAGAACCCUGACUUGACUGGUCUCUGUGAACCCACACCUCAGGAUCACAUUAAAGUUACACAGGAGCAAUACGAACUGUACUGUGAGAUGGGCUCCACCUUCCAGCUCUGUAAAAUCUGCGCCGAAAACGACAAGGAUGUGAAGAUCGAACCCUGCGGCCACCUCAUGUGCACUUCCUGUCUCACAGCGUGGCAGGCACAGGGUUACAAAUUGUCUGGGGCAGCGGUCCCCGGCCUUUUUGGGCCUGCAGGCACCGAGCCCAUUGUCGUUGACCCAUUUGAUCCCAGAGGGGGAGGGGGGCUGCUGCGGCAAAGCGCAGAGGGAGCCCCCUCCCCAAACUACGACGAUGACGACGACGACAGGGCCGACGAAUCGCUGUUCAUGAUGAAAGAGCUGGCUGGCGCAAAGGUGGAGCGUCCUCCUUCUCCCUUUUCAAUGGCUCCCCAGGCAACACUCCCCCCGGUGCCCCCACGAUUAGACCUUCUGCAGCAGCGCGUCUCCAACCCCCCCGGAGCUUCGAGUCCAGGAACCACUUCUAAGGCCAUGCCCGGUUCUCUUCACAAAGACAAACCUUUGCCGAUUCCCCCGACGCAUCGAGAUCUCCCGCCGCCUCCUCCUCCGGACCGGCCACAUGCCAUAACGGCGUCAGACACGCGGCCUCAGCGGCGGCCCCUGCCGUGCACUCCAGGAGACUGCCCUUCCCGGGACAAGCUGCCCGCCCUGCCUUCCAACCGCCAGGGGGAGCUGUGGCCGUCGCGGCCGAUCCCCAAAGCUCUAGGGGUGGCCCUGAGUCCCAGUGAGCCCUGGGCAAAUAGGGAGCUGACCAACCGCCACUCGCUCCCGUUCUCGCUGCCUUCCCAGAUGGAUUCCAGAGCGGACGUUCACCGGCACGGAAGUACCCUCAGCCUGGACACCACCGUGACUCAACCCAGUGGGCUUCCAGCCGGCUCGGACAGUGACCUUUCUAAAAUGAAACCCUCCUCUUCUGCCAAUGCCAUCUAUUCUCUUGCUGUAAGGCCAUUGGCUGCAUCAAAGCUGCCCCCCGGAGAGCACUCGGAAAACGCCGAAGACACCGAGUACAUGUCGCCAUCCUCCCUGCCCCUGGUGCCGCCUGGCCCUGCCGUACCAAAGCUGGAGGCUAAAUUGCCUUUGGAGAUGACUCCGAGUUCACGAGUGUUGGAGUGCGACGAGGAACUGGACGGGUGUACUUACGAAGCCAUGUUCAACAUCCACUCCCAGGCCGGGCCUUCCGGCUCGGAGACAGCCAGCAUUCCCGAGGGGGGAGACAUGGCAGGCGCCAAUGCAAGCAACGGACCUGAAGAGUCAGAGAACGAAGAAGAUGGUUACGACGUGCCCAGGCCUCCCAUCCCCUUGACUGUGGCUCGUCGCACGCUGUCCGAUAUCUCCAAUGCAGCCUCUGCCUUCAGCCGUGUGUCGCUGGACGGGGAUGCUCUCACAGGUUUCUCCGAGAACUCCCAGGUGCCCGAGAGGCCCCCGAAGCCCUUGCCGCGGAGGAUAAACUCCGAGCGGAAAGCGGGCAGCUGCCUGCCGGGGGGCAUGGCCGGGCCCAUGGCCGCCUCCGCCUCCCCCCAGCUCUCCGGCGAGAUCGAGAACCUCAUGAGCCAAGGCUACUCCUAUCAGGACAUCCAGAAAGCGCUGCUCAUCGCCCACAACAACAUUGACAUGGCCAAAAAUAUCCUCCGGGAGUUUGUCUCCAUCUCCUCCCCCGCCCACGUGGCCACAUAGCGCACCCCUCGCCCCCGCUUGGGACACUCCUGCGCAUCGACCCGCCUGGGCCAUCUCCCGCCCAGCUGAUAACGAGGAGGAGGUUGACAGGCUCCUUGAGAGACUUCCCGCGAAGUCCCACCUGCCUCUACAGAGAAUCGGUCGUCAGGGUUUUAUGCGAUUCCAGGUUUCAAAGCAAGCAGAGCGAAAGGGAGCGGAGAGGUGUCUCUCCUACAGUCUGUGUGUGUCUUUCAGAGUCGUCCCGCCCGCCCCCGCUCCCCCGCUCCUGUUUUCUAGCUUGCCUAUGCGGAAGGGUUCUCCGCUCCCGUGCUGGCGGGCCAGGGGUCGAGGGGGUGUGUCUCGUGCUGUGAAUACAAACCGGAUGUCAGUGUGUCGAGUGGCGUCUCUAGGCUGAGUGUGGUGUGUCGUCGGUGGUCCCCCCCCUCCCAAACCAUGGCUCACGGUACUAGAUUUGGGCCAUUUCAGUUUUGUGUCUUUUGGCUCAGGCUUUGUAGAGCAUCUGCUGCCGGGUACAGAUUCUCCACCGAGGGAGCGGUUUCAGUGGCUUCCUCCUGCGUUGAUAUCCCCCCC